UAUCCAACAGGUGUUCUGCGUCCUCAGAUUGUCGGGAUCCUGAUGGACCUGGACGACAUGAAGGUCCAGUACGAGCGGCUGGUCUCAGAUCUGCUUCGCUGGAUCAAAACCAAGGUUUUGCAGCUGAACGACCGGAGUUUCCCGAACUCUGUGAAGGAGACGCAGAAGCUGAUGACGGCGUUCAAGACCUACAGAACUGUGGAGAAACCUCCCAAAUAUCAGGAGCGGGGGGCGAUUGAAGCUCACCUGUUCAGUCUGAAGACUCAGCUGGCAGCCAACAACCAGUGGGCUUACAAUCCUCCAGAGG
Etheostoma cragini (Arkansas darter) is the source of this 307-nucleotide messenger RNA. Its product is annotated as spectrin beta chain-like. Lineage: Eukaryota; Metazoa; Chordata; Actinopteri; Perciformes; Percidae. Gene Ontology annotation, cellular component: cell junction; cell projection; plasma membrane. Gene Ontology annotation, biological process: actin cytoskeleton organization. The transcript is spliced from 3 exons. Gene Ontology annotation, molecular function: actin filament binding. The record is from RefSeq and is a predicted model, not a curated record. The annotation marks the transcript as partial.